AUGGCGAUCUCUUCGACGACAACGACACGAUACUCGUCGCGCGAGGAGGUUGAGUCGAAGCUGUCCACGCUGCGCAAGACGUUCCGCUCGGGCAAGACCAAAGACCUCGCGUUUCGCAAAUGGCAGCUGAAGCAGUUCUGGUGGUUGGUGACGGAGAACGAGGACAAGAUCUGCCAGGCGCUCGCCAAAGACCUCAACCGGACCGAGUUCGAGACGUAUGGCAGCGACAUCCUGGGCCUGAAACAGGACAUUCUGGACCACAUUGAGCACCUGGAAGAGUGGGCGGCCGACGAGAUCCCCGACGCCGGGUUUCUGUUUGGGACCUUGGGCAAGGCCCGAGUGCGCAAAGAGCCGCUGGGCGUCGCGCUCAUCAUCGGCGCCUGGAACUUCCCCUUUCUUCUGCUGUUGCAGCCCAUGAUUGCCGCCAUUGCCGCCGGCUGCACCGUCUUGCUGAAGCCGUCGGAGCUCUCGAGGGAGACCGAGGCGACGCUGGUGUCGCUGGUGCCCCAGUACUUCGACCCGACCGCCUAUGCCAUCGUCACCGGGGGCCCGCAAGAAAUGCAGCACAUCCUCAGCCUCAAAUUCGACCACAUCUUCUUCACCGGUUCCGCCUCCGUCGCGCGCCAUAUCGCCGCCGCGGCCGCCAAACACCUGACGCCGACCGUGCUGGAGCUCGGCGGCCGGGGCCCAGCCAUCGUCGGUCGCACUGCAGACCUCUCCAUCGCAGCCAAGCGAGUCGCCUAUGCCAAGUUCAUGAAUGCCGGCCAGAUCUGCUUGUCGGUGAACCACGUCUUCGUGGAUCCCGCCGUCCAUGACCAGUUUGUCGCCCAGCUGAUACUCUGGAAUGAUCGCUUCCAUGGUGCAGACAAGAGUAAGGGCAAGGGCGAACCCUCGCAGAUGGGAAAGAUAGUGAACGAGAGACAUUACGACCGGCUGCAGUCUAUCUUGAACAAGACCCACGGGGACAUUGUAUAUGGAGGUUCGGGCGACCGAGCGGCACUCCAGUUCAAAACCACCGUGGUCGACGGCGUGCACAUUCACGACUCGACCCUCUCCGAAGAGCUCUUUGGUCCCAUCCUGCCGGUGAUCAAGGCGAGCACCGAGGAAGCAGUCCACCAAAUCAACCAUCUGCCUCAUCCGCUGGCCAUCUACAUUUUCAGUCAAGAUGAUAAAGAAGUCGACUAUAUCCUCAACAACACACAGUCUGGGGGCGUCACCGUCAACGACGUGAUGAUGCAUGCCGGCGUGCAUGGUGCGCCCUUCGGAGGCGUGGGUGAGUCCGGCUACGGAUUCUACCACGGCAAGUACGGAAUGGAGGCCUUCUCGCACAAGCGGACGGUGGUGAACCUGCCGUUGUGGGUGGACAAGCUCAUGAGCUUCCGAUAUCCCCCCUUUGUGCCCUCGAACAAGUCCAAGUUCGAGGUCAAGAACCGUCUGGGAUUCAAAAAGGGCGAGACUUUGAAGGAUCAGAAGAUUCGCAAACUCCCGCGCCACAAGGUGUCGUGGAACACGCUGCUGGUGGUCGCCCUGGCCAUCGCCAUCGGCUGGGGUAUUGGGGCUAAGGCUAACUACUUGACUGGUGAGCGGGAGCGGCUGUGGGAUUCUUUCAGACGAACUCCGUUCAUUGCGAAGCUGGGGCUAUGA
Messenger RNA from Capronia epimyces CBS 606.96, 1644 nucleotides. RefSeq names its product aldehyde dehydrogenase (NAD+). Gene Ontology annotation, cellular component: cytoplasm. Gene Ontology annotation, biological process: aldehyde metabolic process. Gene Ontology annotation, molecular function: aldehyde dehydrogenase (NAD+) activity. Bases 1 to 1644 code for a protein of 547 amino acids. NCBI's taxonomy places the organism in Eukaryota, Fungi, Ascomycota, Eurotiomycetes, Chaetothyriales, Herpotrichiellaceae. The record is from RefSeq and is a predicted model, not a curated record. The transcript has 2 exons.